UUUCUAGAAUGUGCUAGAAAGAUCAAAAUGACUGAAAACGAACCUUCAAGUUCAACAACCCUCCAAUCAGACCUAAUUGGUGCUCGGGUUGCAGAACUGAAAACAGACGGUAAAGAUAUACGUGAAAACUACAUCCAAACAUUUCAACCACUACCCAAACAGAAUCCUGAACAACGAUCUGUCUAUUACCCGGUUAUGGUGCCACCAUUGCCGAUAUCUAAAUUCGUCGAUAAAAUUGAUUGGAAAUCUGUCAACAAGGUCAAGAAAUCAAAGCCAGAAAUUAAGAAAUACUGUGAAGAUAUUAAAGAUAACCAAGAUGGGUUUGAGGCUGAGGUUAAGGUUUUUAGGGUUCUUGAGAGAAUGAAGCAACGUGAGGAAAUCAUAGUACUUCAAAGUUUGGAAUACCUUCACAGUGAUUACCAGAUUUUCGUUGGAGACCAUUCAUAUAUAAAAGGCAAGAAAGAAGGGAAACCAUGUGAUCGAGACGACAAUGUUAAAGAAGGGGAGUGUGACUUCGUCAUAAUGGGAAAAAAAUAUUUCGUUAUUAUUGAAGUCAAGAAAAACAAAUCUGAUCUGGGGUAUGGAAAACUUCAAGCGAGUCGAACAGAAAAACUUAUCCUGGGGAUUGCUGAAAUGUUAGGAAGUGUUAUCCCUCCAGUAUUCAAGGUUGUUGUUGCACCAAAUGAAUACAAGGAACCAGCUUAUAAUGACGAGAAAUUCCGCCGUUGGUGGAAGAAAAACAUCACAGACAAAGCUUCUGAAAAACUACAGUGUCCUGAAACAUUUGAGGAGACCAAGAACAUCCUUCUCGCUUUGCGGGCUAACAAGGAUAAUAAAUGGGAUAAAAGGAGAUGUUCUUUGGGAUGGAAUAUCCGAGAUAUUGAUGAGCAGUUGAGGAAUGCAAUUGUCACGUGUGAGAAAAAGGGAGUGAGAAAUGUUAAUUCAAAUCCUGGUGUAGUAGAAGCUCCUCCUUACGUUAGAGAUUUUGUCGGUAUCAAAUAUUUGACUGCUGAACAAGACAAUACAUUAAAAUCAAAAGAAAAGUUGAUGUGGAUAAAUGGACCGGCUGGGACUGGUAAAACAGUUAUAAUGUGCGGUAAGAUUCUACAGUUAGCGUUAUCUUAUAAGAAGAACAAGAUCGUGGUCAUCACAUUUGCUGGUGAAGGUAAUAAUGCUAACUUGUAUGAAACUGCACUGGGUAACGCAAGGGUAAGGUAUCAGACGAUCACGGGUGAAUUUCAAGACGGCUGGUUCACAGGAGUUGACGAGACAAUAAAUGCAGAAAGUAGAAUUAAGGAACUCUACCAAGUUGUUAUCAUCAAGAUAGAACCAGAAUUUAUCAAUGCCCCGGGACAUGUGGAAAAGAUAUCGAAUCUGAUGGCAUCUCAAACGGACAGUAGUGUAUUUAUAGACGAUAUGCAGGUUUUCAUGAACUAUUUUUCUUACUUUGACGUUACGCUGCGAGAUUUUAUUGUUACUCUAAGAAAGUUAUCUGAUGAACAACACAUGUGGGUAGCAUGUGACAUGAUACAGUCUCUAUGGUAUCUGUAUUAUGGCGAACAGAAUUAUGGCGAACAUUUAGCUGAACUGGCGUUGUUGUUGGAUGAGCAGCGAGUUUAUUUGUAUAAAAACUUGAGGAACACCUACGACAUAUCAAUUGUUUUAGAAAUGUCCAGGGAUUUACAUACUGCAAAAAGCGCUGCGAGAGCGAAAUUGUGCCCAAAACAGGAGUAUGGACAUUUCAUACAUGGACCAUUAAUUACGAUACAUUUUAUGGAGGGACUCUGUUGCGAUUCCAGUAAAAUAUUGAUGAAAGACCUUUUGAUAAAUGAAUUUAAGAUGUUAUUGAAGACAAAUGAUUUAGAUUAUACUGAUAUAGGAAUAAUAUACUACGACGAUUAUGGUUUUAUGAUUGCACAGACUGCUGUAGAGACUCUGAGAACUGAAGGUUACGAAAUGAUACCGUGUAAGUGUUGGGAUUGCUAUUCAAGUGAGUGGCCUGCUGUUAUUGCGGUGCUUGAAUUGGAGGGAGAUAAGGAUCAUGAUCUGCGUGUUCUUUACACCGCAAUAUCACGAGCACGGGUUAAGUGCUCUGUUCUGAUACUACACCACCCGUUAUCAUCAGAUGAAGAUAGUUUAGAUAGUACAGAUAGUGAAUAUUAUAAUGAAGCAGAUGAUAACAUUUACCGUUUAUUAGAGAAAUUGGAGCCUGUAGCUCGCUUGAUAGAACAUUAUUAACUUUAGUUUUGUAGUAGAUAUGUUUGAAGUUACUUACUAAUGUUACUGGGUUUUACGUAUUAUAUUGACUGAUAUUGUAUUGUUUAAAUGAUCAUCACAUAAUAACUUUCUCAUAUAAAUUAUACAAUGUUCUUGAGUCGAAAGUAUCGAUAGUACUUUAGUAGAAUUACAUACUGUUUCUACAAUACAGGGCUUGCAAAGCAACUGUAGGAAUACGAAAUAUUUGUAAGCAGUUUGCUUAACAUGCCUAGUUUUGUAGUCCUCAGUUUAGGUUUUAUUUCACAUUUUAAUAUUUAAUUCAUCGUUUUUUUGCCACUUUUAUUUUAAUGUUAUCUCACGUUUCUAUUUCAUAUUCGUACAUUUACUUUCUUAUCUUUAGUUCGUUCGGCCGUUUGUUUAUUUAUCACAUUUUUACGAGCCCUAUUUUAGAGAUAAGGGAGAGAUUUUGGGAAAUAGACACUUCUGUAAAUGUAACCGGGCAUUCGUCGGGUUUUGAGUUAUAAAGUUUUCGACCGUUAUACGAGAGCGUUUUAUUUGGUACAGUACACUAAAUUUAAGUCUUGUUUAAAAUACAGACUCCGGCAGCCUUCCACCUUUCUUGUUUUUAAACAGACUGAGUCACCACAUCGCAGCUCACCGGAGUUCACUGUCAGAUCUACGUGCAGCCACUACCGCGAGUUGCUGAGUCCUCAUCUCCUCGUUUACCGGGAGUUUAAAUAUUAGGUUUGUAUCUUGUUUCAGACAGGUGCAUCCGUAGCUCGUUUUAUACAGUUGCGUUUA
This is a messenger RNA of Bolinopsis microptera, 3018 nucleotides long. RefSeq lists its product as uncharacterized. The coding region runs from base 28 to 2238 and encodes 736 amino acids. The transcript has 2 exons. The record is from RefSeq and is a predicted model, not a curated record. NCBI's taxonomy places the organism in Eukaryota, Metazoa, Ctenophora, Tentaculata, Lobata, Bolinopsidae.